AUGGAUGUAAAUGAGUGUGAAGCUGAACCAUGCAAGAAUGGUGGAAUUUGUACAGAUCUUGUUGCCAACUAUUCCUGUGAAUGUCCGGGUGAAUUUAUGGGAAGAAACUGCCAACACAGAUGCUCUGGCCCUCUAGGAAUAGAAGGAGGUAUUGUGUCAAACCAACAAAUUACUGCAUCAUCCACUCAUCGAGCGCUUUUUGGACUCCAGAAAUGGUAUCCAUACUAUGCGCGACUUAAUAAGAAGGGUCUUGUAAAUGCUUGGACUGCUGCAGAAAAUGACAGAUGGCCAUGGAUUCAGAUAAACCUGCAGAGGAAAAUGAGAGUCACUGGAGUAAUAACCCAAGGAGCCAAGAGGAUCGGAAGUCCAGAAUAUAUAAAAUCUUACAAAAUCGCAUAUAGUAAUGAUGGGAAGUCUUGGUCAAUGUACAAAGUAAAAGGCACAAAUGAAGAUAUGGUGUUCCGUGGAAACGUGGACAACAACACUCCAUAUGCCAACUCCUUCACACCACCAAUAAAGUCACAGUACAUACGGCUGUAUCCUCAGGUCUGCAGAAGGCAUUGUACAUUGAGAAUGGAACUUCUUGGCUGUGAGUUAUCAGGUUGCUCAGAGCCCCUGGGGAUGAAAUCAGGACAUAUACAGGACUACCAAAUUACUGCCUCCAGUGUUUUCCGAACGCUCAACAUGGACAUGUUCACUUGGGAACCUAGGAAAGCCCGACUCGACAAGCAAGGCAAAGUUAAUGCCUGGACCUCUGGCCACAAUGACCAGUCACAGUGGCUGCAGGUUGACCUGCUUGUCCCUACAAAAGUCACUGGCAUAAUUACUCAAGGAGCUAAAGAUUUUGGUCAUGUCCAGUUUGUGGGGUCCUACAAGCUUGCUUACAGUAAUGAUGGGGAGCACUGGAUCAUAUACCAGGAUGAAAAACAAAAGAAGGAUAAGGUGUUCCAGGGAAAUUUUGACAAUGACACACACCGAAAGAACGUCAUUGACCCUCCAAUCUACGCUCGGCACAUAAGGAUCCUCCCGUGGUCGUGGUAUGGCAGGAUCACCUUACGGUCUGAGCUGUUGGGCUGCACAGAGGAGGACUGACACGGAUCUUCGUUAGAGGCAUCACAACUCUCUAUAUCCCUAAAAGUCUCUCUGUAGAAGAAACUGUGCAAAACCUGUAGGAAGCUGAAUGGGUUUUUCAUGAACAAGUGCUCACUUUAUGGUAGGCCGCUAACUGUCUUUCGCAAGGAGGUCUAAGCCUGCCCUUUAAAUGAUCCAAUCCGAUUUUGUCCUUUAAAUCCGUUACAGUGUUGUCCCUUUUGCUGUGGAAUUAUCUUUCUAGUUUUCUUUUAAGUUGUUCACACUGGUUGAAAUGUGUUAGGGAAGAACAGCAGCAUCCUUUUUCCAAGGAAAGAGAAAUAGCAUGACAAAGCUCAUUUACAGCUUUAGAAACACAGGGCCAACAAGUUCUCCGUAAAUCAUACUGUCAUCUUACUUGCAAAAAGUGAUACUGCAGCUUUUAGCAAUAAGUUUUCUCUGGGAUGACUGCAUUAUAGUAAUUGUUUCCCUUGUGCCUAUCAAACACUGUCAGUAUGACAUAUAUUUUGAAAGAUACUCUGUGGUACUAUAAAAAUACAGUACCUGUGAUAUUGCAAGCUACCUUUCAUUACAUUUGUCUGAACUGCAGAGUUCGUGCAACUAAGGGUUUUCUUAAGUAACCCCACUUUCUUUCUCUAUUUUGCAUGCUAUAGACACAGUCUCCAUUUUUUCUGUUUAGUAUCACUGUUAUUUUCUUUGGAAGAGGUGACCUGCCUGCAUAUGGAACAAAAUCUGCUAUCAGUAUAUUAUGAAGUUAAUGAAUUUGUCAAAGUUUAUUAAUUCUGCUUGAGAUGCUUUUUUUCAGGGAGUCUGAGCUCAGACUCCAGGCUGCUUGUGCUAUCUCACCUUAAGCACUCACAUGGAUACAGGCACAUGGUGUAGCAUAAAUCUUGAGCCCAUUUUGUGCCUUGCCCAGGAGUGAGCGCACAACCCUAGAUGGAGCUGCCUGCCUGAUUACUUCGGUCGGAGGGCUCCUUCAUUUCUGUGAGGAGGAAACUGUGGGAUGAAGGAAUUAGGUGCUAAAAGAUGCACAGAAGGAAUGACUCCCUCACUCCCAGGAGGCCAUCUUGUUAGGCUCUUUUUGCAGUGCCUGUCACAAAGCUCCUCCCAAACAUGAGUGCAACUGAGGCUGUAGGCGCUCAUAAAAGCUGGGCACUUGGGAUCUGCUCCUGACCACGUCUUUUCAGACGUGUGUCUCUGAGCCACGUGGAGGCUGAUUUUUUGUCAUGUCUUAGCUACAGAAAUGAUUCAUGUAUGCUACAUUGUUUUACCAACAUGAUAGUCAGCUAUGAGCCAAUUCUAAGGUGUCAAAGGUAGGUUUAAGAGGAAAAAUUACAGAACACUAGGGAGGACAUGAAAUAUUCCAGGGCUGUAGUAGUUAGCAAUCCACGGGCAGCCCAGACCGGCAGUGCGAUAAAGUGGGAGCGGGAGGCAGUGGGCCCGGCUACGCCUUGCUGCAGUCCCUGGAAGCAAAGCAGCUGCCAGGCUCCCCAGCAGCAUGGCAGGCGACUCGCUCACAAGCCACCGCUCCUUGAAGCAGCCUCUGGGAGGGUGCGAUUUAGUAGGUCUCGGGUAUAAUACAGGAAUCAGGAAAGUUUGUUGCAGUCACAGUUCUGGGGCUUAUUUGUCAUGCAGUCUUGGGCAAGUCACUUCUCUGUGCCUCAGUGUCCCUGUGACAAUGGGAAUAGUGAUACCCAGCUUUGUAAAGCACCUGGAGUUCCUGGGAGGAAAGCGCUAUGUGAAAGCCAGGUUUUGUUAUUGUAGCACCCGAAUCUUAAAAGUUCUUGGAGCAAUGGGUUGAGGGACUGUUUUAUUUAUCUGAAGGCAUGAAAUGCUUUUACUGUCACUAUUUUAAUUUCAUAACAUGCUGAUGUAGAUGUAUAGGGCUGCAUGUUUUAAGAAGUGUUUCUGAAUUUCUUUGUUGCCACCAUUGCAUUCUCACUGAAACUAAAAUACUGAGGUAUGAACCUGGGCCCUGCUUCCCAGAUAAACAACUAGCUGGCCCACAAUAUGCAAAGGGCAAAGUUUACUUUGGAAGCAAAAUGGUUUGGAUUUCAAAACCUGCAUUUAAUCUCACAUUCUCCACCACAGACGAAAUAUAGUCCAUUUUACUGUGAAAGACCCCAGAAUAGCAGCCAGGAAUUUUCCAAACAAGAAUUUAGGAUUAAUUUGUGGAGGUUUUCUGAUAAGUGUCACUUAAAUUUUUGCAUUUUAAAACACAAAACAUCCUGCCCCUAUAAAGUGACUUACUCCUUAAACUGUAUUUACACAAGUAUUUAUUUUAGAAGGCUUAGACAUUUAAAGACAUAAGACUUUUAAGGAAGAGUCUUAUAAAGGCAAAAGGUAAGAGUACGUGUAAGAAAUGUUGAGGUCCUGUGCAACACUGCUAAGUUUGUUUUUUUAUUUUUUACUUUGUGCUGCAUAACAAAAGCCACUAGACUGUUACUGUCUUGUCUGUAACUGUGUUAACAGCAUUCCUUAAUGAUGUAUAUAUGAAGCGGUCUUCAAGCGUAGUGAGCAAUUUUAAAGAGAAAGUCAAUCAUGAUGGUAUUUUUGAAGAGCAAAAAAUUUCUGAAAAAUGGAGGACAGAUGUAUUCCUAAAUUAUUUACUGCCCAUGUUUUGCACUUUAGGCUCCUCCAGGAAAAAAAAAAAAAAAGAAAGGUAGUAAUAUUAAUAUUUUAAGGGGGCACAUAAUAUUUAAAGGGGUCCAAAACCUUUUUCCUGUUUUGGGAGAGCAAUUGACCAUGAAUUUAAUUAAAGAUAUGAAUAGUAGCACAUAGGUAUUUAACUACUUGACUGUGUACCCCAAAAAUGGAAGGCCAUUUUUGAAAAUUAAGCUUCCUAGUUCAGUAGUUCGUUUUAAUGUGUUUGUUCUGUGUUCUUAAGUGAUUUUUUUCAUAUCUAUUCAUCCUUUGCAACUCCAGUUUUGAUUUAGUUUAAACUUUUGGUUUAGUAAUUUAGUUAUGUUACCUGUUCAUCUGCAUAUUAAGUGAGUGUUGUCAUGCUACCUAAUGUAGUCAUUUUAUUUUGUAAUAAUUUAGAGUUGAAUAUUUUCAUCUUUUGGUUCAUAGUCAGCUUUCAUUUAUUAGCAUUCUUCAGAAUCUGAAAACAAAGCUCCGUACAUUGUGAUAGCGCUCUGCGAUAAUUUCCAAAAGCAUCAUGUAUAUGUUGCCCUUACAUUUUCAGCUGAUGUACUGGAGCUUUUUCUAAUGAUAUAAUUAAUUCCUUGGUUAACCAAAAGCUUUCUUUAGAUGGCAUUGUGUAGCCAUGGUACCAGAUUCUGCUGCUAGUGCCAGCAGUUUAAAUCUGAAAUAACUCUUGAUUUCUAUGGAAUUAUUUCAGGUUUAACAAAACAGAUGAGAGUCAGAUGUGGCCCAUAGUUAGGAUUAUUUCCUUUAAUUUUAUUUUCCUCUUUGCAUGAAAAUGAUCGUCGUUAAGGGACACAUUCUAAACGGACACUACUGUAUUCUCCUGAUGAAAGCAAUUGGCAUUCCAAACACAGGACGCGUAUAGGGUAUGUUCCUUUAAGAGCGGACAGAAAAACGUUCUGAAAUAAUCUUCCAAUUUUGUGUUAGUUGUUACAAUGACAUUGAACAAGAGUGAAAAUGUUCUCCUAAUUAAAUUUCACCCUGAACCAGUUAAGUAUUUGCAGGCAGACUUCACCUUUCUAUAGCUCUAUAAUGUGCUUACUUUUAUAGCCUAAGAAGUAAAACAAAGGCACAAGGCUUAGUUUUAUCUCUGUUCCGUUAAGGGCUUAUCACUUUAACUGGUUCUGGUUUUGAGGUUGACUUUCUCUUUUGAAAUGACUGCAUACAAAUUAGUGUGAGUUUUGAAGACUAAGGAUACUAAAUGAGUGUAUCUUUGCUAUACAACAAAUAUGAACUAUAAUAUUCAGUGCUGGCUUCUGAUGUGUCAGUAAGUACAGAAGUAUCUCAGACACAAUGACCUUUGCAACCUUUCAAGCUGUGUAAUAUUCAAAUGGUUUUGUAUAUACUUAAAUCAUGUAGAAUGAUGUAAAACCAGUAUGACCUUGUCUAGUCUUCAAACUUAACAAUAAAACUUUUGAAAAAUGA
This is a messenger RNA of Struthio camelus australis, 5163 nucleotides long. The record is from RefSeq and is a predicted model, not a curated record. Lineage: Eukaryota; Metazoa; Chordata; Aves; Struthioniformes; Struthionidae.